UGGAAUGGACUCGGACUCCGCAGCCCAUAGAGGUGCUUGUUUUGUGUCUGAGGGCCGUGAGAGAGAAGCUGCCCAGAGGUCUGUACUCACUGAGCAUGUCUCUUCAGAGUCAACUGGGCGGCCGAACGCUGCGCUGGUCUCGUCUGCAGGAGCAGCAGUGGGCUGGAAGCACAGAACCCGUGGAACACCAGGGCCGAUACUGUGACACAGAGCUCAACAUUAACCAGAGCCUCUACAUGGUCUUACCUGCUUCAUGUGAUCUGUUGCCGUCCAGUGUGCUAUUGUUCAAGCUGUUAUGUCUGCCUGGUGAUCACAGUCAUGUGAGUUGUGUGGUGGGCUAUGGUGCAUUUCCCAUCUGCGACUGCUCCCUUCAACUCUUCAAGGGCAAGUUCAAGACCCCUCUCUUGCGUGGCAGGCCGCACUCCUCACUCAACCAAUUCCGCAAAAUUGAGCAUCUGCUCUCCACUGACCUGGACCACUGGCUAUGCAACCUCUACUUCCAGGUGAAGAGACUCCCGCGGGGCAGCACCGGGGUGCCGGAGCGCAGCUUCACCCUGCAGAUCCCCUCUCACCCCCAGCUGAGCUCCAGCCAGGGGCUUCCUCCCCACCCGGACACCUCCACCCGCUCCUCUGCCUCUCUGCCAGAUAAGAGCCCCACCGGAGCUGUGUCAGCCUAUGAGCCCAGCAUCCAGACGAACCGCCCCGUCGCUGACAAAACCAAGGCCGAAAUUCGUAGAAAGAGCGGCAGACAGAAGAAGAUAAUCGAGAGAAACAGUGAGGCGCUCAAACCUCUCCCUAAAGAUCAGCUGGACCAGUUCACCUUCUCUGUGCGAUCUCACAGGCACAGUUUGCACAGGUCUGGCCCUGUGUGUUGUGGGACAGCCGAGAGAACACGUCUGGCAGUGCGUCUCCUCCCGUCACUGCUCGAUUUGUCCUGCCGUCCAUGUCCUCAUCUGUCUCAGAUCAGUCUGAGCAUUUUUCUUUGCGUUGUAAUGUGGUUUCCCCGUCUGUACAUGCAUUACUGCAGCCAGUGGCUCUUUCUGCAGGUUCAACACAUCCCCGUCAACAGGUUUGGGUUGGGUGCGCACACGGUGGAUCUGGUCUAUCAGGGUUCGCUUCUAUCUACCCUGGAGGAGGUUCUGCUGGUGCUGCUAGGCCCCCUGACCUUGAAUGCAGCUACGCUACUGCUGCUCCUGAUCAGAUGGGGCUGUCAGCUAGCGUUUGGCUCACCGCCCUCCUUCCUGUCAAAGUUUAUCAUGGCUGCGGCAGUGUGGACAGUGCUGGACCCUCUGGCGGUCUUUGCUGUGGAUGCCGUCCUGGGGCGUCUAUCCUACAGUGCAGAGGAACCGUUAGCAGAUGCUGCCAAGCUUUACUGGCAUUUCUUUCGAACGGAGCAGUCGGGUACAGCAGGCAUCAUCAUCACACUUUUCCUGUAUGGCGUCCACUGCAUCUUCUCCUUCACCUUUCUUUAUGUUUACAUCCUCAGACUUCACAAUGAUGGGAGACUGUUAGAUAUCUACCAACGCCUCCACAGCACUGAGGGAGCAUUCUUUAUUCCACAUGACAUGGAGGUCUCCAACCAGGAGCUCAAUUACAUUGUAAAGAAGGCAGAGCAAUGGAGAGGCUUCAAUGGAGAGAGACGCAAGGUGGCAGUGUAUGACUACAUCUGGACGGAGGAGGAGCCUGUGGUGGGAUUGGCACCGCCUGUAGGCAUGCCCAGUACAGGAUGUGAGACAAGCACCCAUCUAUCCAUCUACACACUGCACUUAAGCGGCCUGCGCCAACAUUACAGACACUUCCUGAGACAACCUGAUGGAGCCAUUAUAGAGGUGAUGGAUGAUUCUGACAGCAAAGAGUUUCAGACAUCAGAGGUGCAUGAGGAACAUGAGAGGAUGAAGAGCGUGACACAUUUCAGAGAGAGGAAGAGGAGAAAACCUGCCUGGCGAUCGCACAGGGUUGAGCCUCUUGGAGGAAGUGCCUGUGACUCAAGCAAUGGAAUUAAAGAGCCCAGCCUGAAGUAGCCACACACACACA
Rhinichthys klamathensis goyatoka is the source of this 2034-nucleotide messenger RNA. RefSeq lists its product as uncharacterized. The coding region runs from base 96 to 2021 and encodes 641 amino acids. The transcript is spliced from 12 exons. Gene Ontology annotation, cellular component: perinuclear region of cytoplasm. The record is from RefSeq and is a predicted model, not a curated record. NCBI's taxonomy places the organism in Eukaryota, Metazoa, Chordata, Actinopteri, Cypriniformes, Leuciscidae.